AUGGAUAUCCAGGUAGACAGAUUAGUCGAUAAGAUCUGGGGUAAAACGCAAUCUACGCCAGAUGAUUCUCGGUUGAUGAUAGCAGUGAGUGGCAUACCGGGGUCCGGAAAGACAGCACUUGCCAGCAUGAUGGCAAGUCGCAUCAACCAACUCUACACAGCACAGCAUCUCAAUUCACCGCCUAUCGCGACUGCUAUCCCUAUGGAUGGGUAUCAUCUUACGCGGGCGCAACUCGCUCAAAUGCCCGACCCGGUGUAUGCUGCUGCGCGACGGGGUGCAGCUUUCACUUUUGACGGGGAGAAGUUUUUGAAAUUAGUCCAGGCUCUGCGGGAGCAGUUGACGCCGGAGACACAAAGCUUGUACGCGCCAAGCUUUGAUCAUGCAGUCAAAGAUCCUGUCGAUGAUGAUAUUGAAAUCCCCGCCACAUGCAGGGUUAUUUUCUUCGAGGGGAAUUACCUAAGUUUAAAUAAAGAGCCAUGGAAUAAGGCGGCACAACUGAUGGAUGAGCUUUGGUUUGUGGAUGUUGAAUUCGAAACAGCUCGAAAGAGGUUGGUUCGGAGGCACGUCAAGGCGGGUAUCGCGAAGGACGAAGCCGAGGCAGAUAAGCGAGCGACAGAAAAUGACCUUGUGAAUGGCCGGGAAAUCGUGGACUAUAGGUUGCCCGUUCAGGAGAUAAUUACAAGUCAUUAUGACCCUAACUGGGACCGGUGA
Molecule: messenger RNA, 711 nt
Organism: Aspergillus bombycis
Lineage: Eukaryota; Fungi; Ascomycota; Eurotiomycetes; Eurotiales; Aspergillaceae
Product: kinase-related protein
Exons: 2
Coding region: 1-711 (236 amino acids)
Cellular component (GO): cytoplasm
Source: RefSeq, a predicted model, not a curated record